GCCGUAACCCCUUGCUGGGCCGGGCCUAGGGCUGAAGUUUCAAGCCGGAGCAAGGAAGGAAUUUUGUUUGGUUUAUGAAAUGUAUUAUUCGAUACCCCCUGAUCCUCGAGCGUCAUUUAGUAACCCCUCCUCUCGUGGCCAACUAGAAGCACGUUGCCGUGGCUCUAGGGCCGCAAGAGCGGGCCUGCAGUUCGUUCGUUCCGCGUCGUCCCCGCCAACCGCGAUAGGUUCCGUGAUGCAAACGGAGACCACUGGUUAGCCAGAAAGGAAUUGAAUACAGAGAAUAAGAGGCUUAGAAACUGUUGGAGGGUCCAGCCCUCUAGCAAAGAGGCCCUGAACUCCGAAAAAGUGGCCAGGGUAGCUCCUCACUCCGCCACGGUUGGGAAGGUGAAGGUUCUGAAGGCUGGAACUGCACACCUGUGUAUCUGCAGUCCAGGGACCAGGAAGCCGCCGCCGCCGCCACGUGAGACCGGAGGCGAGGCGCACAGGACCGUGAUGCCCAGUUGCCAUCCCUGCUGCCACUGCUUCUUAACCCGAAGCUGGAGACAAGAUAGUGAAAUGAGGCUGCAGAAAAACCCCAGGAGUAACACUGUGACCUUGCUUGCGGGAAAAUGGCACACAGCAGGAAGAUGACCUCCACCUUACCUGGAUGCUGAUAAUUGGCCCAACUUUUACUCUUACUCCGAUCCCUGGAGUAGUUUUUCACCUGGAAAAUGGAGUUUUCAUCUCUCAGCUUCUGCAAUAUAGAAAAGCAUCCAACUACUGCACAGGUUCAGACCAAGGGAAGAAAAGAGCAGCAAAACUUGAACUGAAUGAAACCCAAAAGCAAGAAAUUAAAGAGGCCUUUGAUUUAUUUGACGUUGAUGGGUCUGGAACCAUAGAUGUGAAAGAACUGAAGAUUGCAAUGCAAGCCUUAGGAUUUGAACCAAAGAAAGAAGAAAUUAAAAGAAUGAUAGCUGAAAUCGACAAAGAAGGAAUUGGCACCAUUACUUUUGAAGAUUUUUUUGCCAUAAUGAGUGUAAAAAUGAGUGAAAAAGAUGAAAAAGAAGAAAUAUUGAAGGCUUUCAAAUUAUUUGAUGAUGAUGAUACUGGAAGCAUAACACUAAACAAUAUCAAGAGGGUUGCUAAAGAACUGGGGGAAAAUAUAACAGAUGAUGAACUUCAGGAAAUGCUUGAUGAAGCUGAUCGUGAUAGGGACGGAGAAAUAAAUGAGGAAGAAUUUUUGAGAAUGAUGAAAAAGACCACUCUUUAUUAAUACUUUUUUUAUUCCUUCUGGAAAGUUGUUAACAACUUUAUAUUUGCUAUACAGUUCCAUCAUAUCUGAAUGUAUUUUCAAGUUUUAGUUUAUAUGCACAAAAUGGUCUCUUGAUGUCUAAUCCAUGUGAGAAGUUACAUGUUUCUACCAAUAUGUUGUUAAAUCUGCAGCAUCAAGAAACAAAGAAAAUGUAAUGAUUUCUGUGAACCAUGGAUCCCAAACCAGUAUUAAUUCCAACUGCUACUUUUAGAGCUCCAGGGUCUGAAGACUUAGAAUUUUUUUAAGUUUAAUGAAACUGACCCCACAUCCAAAUGAAUUUGGCGAACAAGCAAUUAGUUUCCCUAUUAUUUUCUUUUUGUGCAACUCUUUAAAACUGAUAAAUAUUUGCUUUUUAAUCAGUUAUUCAGAUAUGUAAAGUAUUAAAUAAAAUUGCCUAGCAACUACAUUAUUUGCUAGUUUUCCUCUUAUAAAGAAAUUCAAAGCAGUACUUGUACUACCUAGAUUUUCCUGUAAGUUUGACCCUGCAAGUGAGCUUUUAAUACCUCUGCAUGGGAGGUGCUAGGGAUUUUACAUAUGUUAUCUCAAUGUUACAAUUUGGGGAAGCUGGUAGUAUUAGCUCCAUUUUACUACAUAUGAGAAAACUAAAGUUCAGAGGACUUAAAAAUUGUUCAGUUGUUCAUAGAUAAUAAGUAAAACAUGGAUUCUAAAUCUUGUAUCCUUAUGCUUCACUAUGCAGCUUCCCUAUGGAUAAAAUAUCUCAGGAUAAUUUAAGUGUAUAUUUUCUAACUCAUUUAAUAUUACGACUCUUGUAAUUUAACUUUGUUUUGUUUUGUUUUGUUUUGUUUUAUGAAAGAGCCAAACUGUUGGGAAAGGCAGUCUCAAGAUACAGUCUUUUGAUCCCCCACUGGGUCACACAAGACUGGGCCUUGGGCCUAGGAUACUUCUUUACCAAGAAAGAGUCUCUAUAGCUUAUGCUGGAAUUGUCUGUGAAUAUCUUUCCAUUUCAGACUCCAUAUGUACUUUUUUCUGCUUAAGCAUGUGUAUAAUAUGGUGCCUGUGUGUGUAAUAUGGCACCUGGCCAACCCCACUUUGGAAAGGGGAUGUCCCCUUCAGAGAGGGUGGGCUCCUUCUGCAGCACAACAGGAUGGCUGUUUACAGGCCAGUUGCCCUGUAUUGGCUUCUGGGAGGGGCCAGCUGGCCAUGGGAAACCGACUUUCGCUACUGAAACUGAUACUGCUCUGUCUCUUCUCUAUAUGAAUGAAGAAUUUUUCCACCCCGUAGUUGACUGCAUUGUGUUUUCCUUGGCAAUUAAACUGAUACCAAGAUGCACUGGCAGAAGCUCUCAGGUUUCUGCUCCUGAUAAUAGGCAACAGAUGCCACUUGCUGGAUACAAACUCUUCCUAAAUCUAAGUAAUUGUCUUUGGAGCAAGAAAGGAUUAUAGAAAAUGUAACUUUAAUUGCCCCACCUAGUUCAUUUUUAGCU
This is a messenger RNA of Mirounga angustirostris (Northern elephant seal), 2738 nucleotides long. RefSeq names its product centrin-4. Gene Ontology annotation, biological process: mitotic cell cycle; centriole replication. The record is from RefSeq and is a predicted model, not a curated record. Gene Ontology annotation, molecular function: calcium ion binding. Bases 650 to 1255 code for a protein of 201 amino acids. Lineage: Eukaryota; Metazoa; Chordata; Mammalia; Carnivora; Phocidae. Gene Ontology annotation, cellular component: centrosome; centriole. The transcript is spliced from 5 exons.